Messenger RNA from Peromyscus maniculatus bairdii (prairie deer mouse), 5337 nucleotides. The record is from RefSeq and is a predicted model, not a curated record. Lineage: Eukaryota; Metazoa; Chordata; Mammalia; Rodentia; Cricetidae.
CUCCCCCCUACUUCCUCAUCACUAGACACGUUCGAGAAACCAAGGCUCAGCCAUGGCGGAUGCGGAGAUGGCUGCGUUUGGGGCUGCAGCUCCCUUCCUACGCAAGUCUGAGAAGGAGCGGCUGGAGGCGCAGACGAGGCCUUUUGACCUCAAGAAAGAUGUCUUUGUGCCUGACGACAAAGAAGAGUUUGUCAAGGCCAAGAUUGUGUCCCGAGAGGGUGGUAAAGUCACUGCUGAGACAGAGAAUGGCAAGGUAGGUGUAGGCACUGGUCACAACAGCGGAGAAUCCGGAGCUGGAAAGACUGUCAACACCAAGAGGGUCAUUCAGUAUUUUGCUGUUAUUGCUGCCAUUGGGGACCGUAGCAAGAAGGAUCAGACCCCAGGCAAGGGUACCCUGGAAGAUCAAAUCAUCCAAGCCAACCCCGCUCUGGAAGCCUUUGGCAAUGCCAAGACAGUCCGGAACGAUAAUUCCUCUCGAUUUGGGAAAUUCAUUCGGAUCCAUUUUGGGGCAACUGGAAAGUUGGCAUCUGCGGACAUAGAGACCUACCUUCUGGAAAAAUCCAGGGUUAUUUUCCAGUUGAAAGCAGAAAGAGAUUAUCACAUUUUCUACCAAAUCCUGUCAAAUAAAAAGCCCGAGCUUCUAGACAUGCUGCUGAUCACCAACAACCCCUACGAUUACGCAUUCAUCUCCCAAGGAGAGACCACUGUGGCCUCAAUUGAUGACUCUGAAGAGCUCAUGGCCACUGAUAGCGCCUUUGACGUGCUGGGCUUCACUCCAGAAGAGAAGAACUCCAUCUACAAGCUGACGGGCGCCAUCAUGCACUUUGGAAACAUGAAGUUCAAGCAGAAGCAGCGGGAGGAGCAGGCGGAGCCGGACGGCACCGAAGAGGCCGACAAGUCCGCCUACCUCAUGGGGCUGAACUCAGCCGACCUGCUCAAGGGGCUGUGCCACCCUCGGGUCAAAGUGGGCAACGAGUAUGUCACCAAGGGGCAGAAUGUCCAGCAGGUGUCAUACGCCAUCGGUGCACUGGCCAAGUCAGUGUACGAGAAGAUGUUCAACUGGAUGGUGACCCGCAUCAACGCAACCCUGGAGACCAAGCAGCCACGCCAGUACUUCAUAGGUGUCCUGGACAUCGCCGGCUUUGAGAUCUUCGAUUUCAACAGCUUCGAGCAGCUGUGCAUCAACUUCACCAACGAGAAGCUGCAGCAGUUCUUCAAUCACCACAUGUUUGUGCUGGAGCAGGAGGAGUACAAGAAGGAGGGCAUCGAGUGGACGUUCAUCGACUUCGGCAUGGACCUGCAGGCCUGCAUCGACCUCAUUGAGAAGCCCAUGGGCAUCAUGUCCAUCCUGGAGGAGGAGUGCAUGUUCCCCAAGGCCACAGACAUGACCUUCAAGGCCAAGCUGUAUGACAACCACCUGGGCAAGUCCAACAACUUCCAGAAGCCUCGCAAUGUCAAGGGGAAGCAGGAAGCCCACUUCUCGUUGGUGCACUACGCGGGCACCGUGGACUACAACAUCCUGGGCUGGCUACAGAAGAACAAGGACCCCCUCAAUGAGACCGUGGUGGGCUUGUACCAAAAGUCCUCCCUGAAGCUGCUCAGCAAUCUGUUUGCCAACUAUGCUGGGGCAGAUGCACCUGCAGACAAGGGCAAAGGCAAGGCGAAGAAAGGCUCAUCCUUCCAGACCGUGUCCGCUCUGCACAGGGAAAACCUGAACAAACUAAUGACAAACUUGCGCUCCACACACCCUCACUUUGUGCGCUGCAUCAUCCCCAACGAGACAAAGUCUCCAGGGGUGAUGGACAAUCCCCUGGUCAUGCACCAGCUGAGAUGCAACGGGGUGCUGGAGGGCAUCCGCAUUUGCAGGAAGGGCUUCCCCAACCGAAUUCUUUACGGGGACUUCCGCCAGAGGUACCGCAUCCUGAACCCAGCAGCCAUCCCUGAGGGCCAAUUCAUUGACAGCAGGAAAGGGGCCGAGAAGCUGCUGGGCUCCCUGGACAUUGACCACAACCAGUACAAGUUCGGCCACACCAAGGUGUUCUUCAAGGCGGGGCUGCUGGGGCUGCUGGAGGAGAUGCGGGAUGAGAGGCUGAGCCGCAUCAUCACCAGAAUCCAGGCCCAGUCCCGAGGUGUGCUUUCCAGAAUGGAGUUCAAGAAGCUGCUGGAACGCAGAGACUCCCUGCUGAUAAUCCAGUGGAACAUCCGGGCCUUCAUGGGGGUCAAGAAUUGGCCAUGGAUGAAGCUCUACUUCAAGAUCAAGCCACUGCUAAAGAGCGCGGAGACGGAGAAGGAGAUGGCCAACAUGAAGGAAGAGUUUGGGCGAGUCAAAGAUGCGCUGGAGAAGUCUGAGGCUCGGCGGAAGGAGCUGGAGGAGAAGAUGGUGUCCCUGCUGCAGGAGAAGAACGACCUGCAGCUCCAAGUGCAGGCGGAACAAGAUAACCUGGCUGAUGCAGAGGAGCGCUGCGACCAGCUGAUCAAGAACAAGAUCCAGCUGGAGGCCAAGGUGAAGGAGAUGACCGAGAGGCUGGAGGAUGAGCAGGAGAAGAAGGUGCGCAUGGACCUGGAGCGAGCAAAGCGGAAGCUGGAGGGUGACCUGAAGCUGACCCAGGAGAGCAUCAUGGACCUGGAGAAUGAUAAGCAGCAGCUGGACGAGAAACUUAAAAAGAAGGACUUCGAGUUAAAUGCACUCAAUGCCAGGAUUGAGGAUGAGCAGGCCCUGGGGAGCCAGCUGCAGAAGAAGCUCAAAGAGCUUCAGGCCCGCAUCGAGGAGCUGGAGGAGGAACUGGAGGCCGAGCGCACAGCCAGGGCCAAGGUGGAGAAGCUGCGCUCAGACCUGUCCCGAGAGCUGGAGGAGAUCAGCGAGAGGCUGGAGGAGGCCGGAGGGGCCACGUCCGUGCAGAUCGAGAUGAACAAGAAGCGCGAGGCCGAGUUCCAGAAGAUGCGGCGGGACCUGGAGGAGGCCACCCUGCAGCACGAGGCCACAGCCGCGGCCCUGCGCAAGAAGCACGCGGACAGUGUGGCCGAGCUGGGGGAGCAGAUCGACAACCUGCAGCGAGUGAAGCAGAAGCUGGAGAAGGAGAAGAGCGAGUUCAAGCUGGAGCUGGAUGACGUCACCUCCAAUAUGGAGCAGAUCAUCAAGGCCAAGGCUAACCUGGAGAAGAUGUGCCGGACCUUGGAAGACCAGAUGAAUGAGCAUCGGAGCAAGGCUGAGGAGACUCAGCGUUCCGUCAAUGACCUCACCAGCCAGCGGGCCAAGCUGCAGACAGAGAACGGGGAGCUGUCCCGGCAGCUGGAUGAGAAGGAGGCGCUGAUUUCCCAGCUGACCCGAGGCAAGCUCACCUACACCCAGCAGCUGGAGGACCUCAAGAGGCAGCUGGAGGAGGAGGUCAAGGCCAAGAAUGCCCUGGCCCACGCACUGCAGUCAGCCCGGCAUGACUGUGACCUGCUACGGGAACAGUAUGAGGAAGAGACAGAGGCCAAGGCUGAGCUACAGCGCGUCCUGUCCAAGGCCAACUCAGAGGUGGCCCAGUGGAGGACCAAGUAUGAGACGGAUGCCAUCCAGAGGACUGAGGAGCUGGAGGAAGCCAAGAAGAAGCUGGCCCAGCGGCUUCAGGAUGCAGAGGAGGCCGUGGAGGCCGUCAAUGCCAAGUGCUCCUCCCUGGAGAAGACCAAGCACAGGCUGCAGAACGAGAUCGAGGACCUGAUGGUGGACGUGGAGCGCUCCAAUGCCGCCGCCGCUGCCCUGGACAAGAAGCAGAGGAAUUUCGACAAGAUCCUGGCAGAGUGGAAGCAGAAGUAUGAGGAAUCCCAGUCAGAGCUGGAGUCGUCCCAGAAGGAGGCGCGCUCCCUGAGCACAGAGCUCUUCAAGCUCAAGAAUGCCUAUGAGGAGUCACUGGAGCACCUGGAGACCUUUAAGAGGGAGAACAAGAACCUUCAGGAGGAGAUCUCAGACCUGACUGAGCAGCUGGGCUCCACUGGGAAGAGCAUCCAUGAGCUGGAGAAGAUCCGCAAGCAGCUGGAGGCCGAGAAGCUGGAGCUGCAGUCUGCGCUGGAGGAGGCUGAGGCCUCCCUGGAGCAUGAGGAGGGCAAGAUCCUCCGCGCCCAGCUGGAGUUCAACCAGAUCAAGGCAGAGAUCGAAAGGAAGCUGGCAGAGAAGGAUGAGGAGAUGGAGCAGGCCAAGCGCAACCACCUGCGGGUGGUGGACUCCCUGCAGACCUCCCUGGAUGCAGAGACGCGCAGCCGCAAUGAGGCCCUGCGGGUGAAGAAGAAGAUGGAGGGCGACCUCAAUGAGAUGGAGAUCCAGCUCAGUCAUGCCAACCGCAUGGCUGCUGAGGCCCAGAAACAAGUGAAGAGCCUCCAGAGUUUGCUGAAGGACACUCAAAUCCAGCUGGACGAUGCCGUCCGUGCCAAUGACGACCUGAAGGAGAACAUCGCCAUCGUGGAGCGACGCAACAACCUACUUCAGGCAGAGCUGGAGGAGCUGCGGGCUGUGGUGGAGCAGACCGAGCGAUCCAGGAAGCUGGCAGAGCAGGAGCUGAUUGAGACCAGUGAGCGGGUGCAGCUGCUGCACUCCCAGAACACCAGCCUCAUCAACCAGAAGAAGAAGAUGGACGCAGACCUGUCCCAGCUCCAGACUGAGGUGGAAGAGGCCGUGCAGGAAUGUAGGAACGCAGAGGAGAAGGCCAAGAAGGCCAUCACAGAUGCCGCCAUGAUGGCGGAGGAGCUGAAGAAGGAGCAGGACACCAGCGCCCACCUGGAGCGCAUGAAGAAGAACAUGGAGCAGACCAUCAAGGACCUGCAGCACCGGCUGGACGAAGCAGAGCAGAUCGCCCUCAAGGGCGGCAAGAAGCAGCUGCAGAAGCUGGAGGCCCGGGUUCGGGAGCUGGAGAACGAGCUGGAGGCUGAGCAGAAGCGCAAUGCGGAGUCUGUGAAGGGCAUGAGGAAGAGUGAGCGCCGCAUCAAGGAGCUCACCUACCAGACAGAAGAGGACAGGAAGAACCUGCUGAGGCUGCAGGACCUGGUGGACAAGCUGCAGCUGAAGGUGAAGGCCUACAAGCGCCAGGCUGAGGAGGCGGAGGAGCAGGCCAACACCAACCUGUCCAAGUUCCGCAAGGUGCAGCAUGAGCUGGAUGAGGCCGAGGAGAGGGCGGACAUCGCUGAGUCCCAGGUCAACAAGCUGCGGGCCAAGAGCCGUGACAUUGGUGCCAAGGGCCUGAAUGAGGAGUAGUAGACCUUGAGCUGCCCAGUCCUAAAGGUGCCUGUGAAGCCCUCAGACCUGGAGCCUUUGUAACAGCCCCUUAGGAGGAAGCCAAAUAAAGCAAUUGUUCUUGAAGCUGA